This is a messenger RNA of Cordyceps militaris CM01, 1011 nucleotides long. RefSeq names its product ribosomal protein S5 domain 2-type fold domain containing protein. Gene Ontology annotation, cellular component: nuclear exosome (RNase complex); cytoplasmic exosome (RNase complex). The coding region runs from base 1 to 1011 and encodes 336 amino acids. The record is from RefSeq and is a predicted model, not a curated record. Lineage: Eukaryota; Fungi; Ascomycota; Sordariomycetes; Hypocreales; Cordycipitaceae. The transcript has a single exon. Gene Ontology annotation, biological process: nuclear polyadenylation-dependent rRNA catabolic process; nuclear mRNA surveillance; U5 snRNA 3'-end processing.
AUGUCGGAGGCGGGCCUGUCCCGCGCCACCUUUGCGAAGCUUUCGCCGCACCCAUACCUGCUCGCCAACCUCGAGCCCUCCAACCAAGACAUUCCACCCGCGCGAAGCAACGGCCGCGCCCCAGACGAAGGCCGCACACCCGAAAUCAACCUCUCGUCGCUUUCGCAUGCUCAUGGAAGCUCUCUGGUCCGAAUUGGCGAUACGACGGCCAUCUGCGGCGUCCGCGCUGAGACCAUCCUGACGACCAAUAUUCCCAAUCAUCGCGCUUCCAACACCGAGUCAGAGCUGCGCGACUACGACCUGCUGGUUCCCAACAUUGAGCUGGCAACUGGUUCUUCUCCCCAGAACCUCCCGGGAGGCCCGCCUUCAACGCUGGCACAGACGCUCAGCACACGAGUAUACUCGCUUCUACACGGUUCAAAGCUGCUCGACGCCGCCGACUUUCGCAUAUGGUAUACACAAACGGCAGAGCCGACGGCCGAGGACGAUGAGAUGAAGGAUGCAGAUGGCCAAGAUGAAGCGGAGUUCAGCGAUGAGCGCCAGGUCAUUGCCUACUGGGUGCUCUACAUUGACAUUUUCUUCAUCUCGCUCGACGGCAACCAAUUUGAUGCCGCCUGGGCGGCAACGUUGGCGGCACUGCGCGAUACCAAACUACCACGGGCUCGGUACGAUCCGGAUAGUGAACUGGUCGUCUGUUCCAGAAAACACCCAAAGCCGCUGUCCAUCAGCGGCUUCCCCAUUGCUUGCACAGCGGCCGUCUUCACCGGCAAGGAGACGGAUCGCCCGACCGAGGGCAAAUGUUGGGUGCUGGUCGACCCAGACACGCUGGAGGAGUCGCUCUGUGACGAGACGCUUACAGUGGUGGCAGAUUGCACUGGAGGGGCUAUGAGGAUACUGUCCAUCUCAAAACACGGCGGUACCGUGCUGACGCCGAAGCAACUACGGUCGAAACAGCUGCUUGGCUUCGUCGAGAAGCGGUGGAAGGGGUUCGCCGAUGCCAUGUCGGUUUAG